UGCUUUACCCACUGGCCUGCUGGUAACCCUUUGGUUGGUUGGUUUCUAAUUUGAGUGCACUGUAUGGCAAGGUCCGCCCACUUUCUGCACCAAAAGCAAGGCGAUACUUUGCAGCUCUGUAAUAUAGCUAGCUCAGGAGAGAGCCGUCAAAACAGAAUGGCUGACAACAGUACAUUGGGCCUUAGUUCCCAUCACGAGGAGUAUGUCAUUGACUACCUGAGGUUUGCCAAGUCUAAAAGGUUACAAUGUUUGGACGCUAUCAAGACGUCCUUCCAAGACCUUGCUGACAGUCGAUUGGUUGAAACUACCCUCACAAAUGACGAGGUUCGAGACAUGCUGGACAGUCUGUGUGGUGUGUUAAAGGCGGACGUGGACUCUGACCUCCUCAACUCCUCCCACACUAACGCCCUCCUACUAAGACAGCUGUUCCAACAAGCUGAGAAAUGGCAUCUCAAACUACAAGCCAACAUUGCUGAGAUCGAGGACAAGGAUCUGUUGGAUGAGGUUGCUCGGCUGGAGCGUGCUCAUGUGACUACCUCCCCCUCACAUCCAUUCAUCCCACGCAAACCCGCACAGCUGGAGCCAAUGAACAGCCUCGGAGGAGAUAGACUACUACAGAUUGAGAUUAAGCGUUUGGAGGAUGAUAAGAAGACACUCAAAGAGAGGCUAAGACAAGUGGAAGCAAUGGUAUCUAGUACACUGGCAGAGAAGGACCAACUGAAAUCCAGCCUGGCCAGUCAGCCCCACCCUCCUCAGCACUCAGAGGAGGUGGAGUCACUCAGACAGGAAGUCAGCAGAUUAUCCACUGCUCUAUCAUCACAGACACCGUCACAGCCAGUGCAGACUGUAGACAACUCAGAAGAGCUGGCUACCAUAUCUCAACACCUCCUCAGGGUACAAGCUGAACUAGAGCAGACAAAGAAAGAGCUGGAGGUCAAGUUCAACUCGACCUCUCAGUAUCAGAACAUGAAGAAGAUGCUCACCACAAAGAACGCUACCAUUACUGAGCUGAGGACUAAACUGAGUCAAUACGAGAGACAGUGACCCGACCACUUAUUAACUAACAUUGCAUGUGAACAACUUUUUGCAGCCAUGUGUUAUUCUGUACAGUACUCCAUUUUAAUUUAUAACUAUGAAGUGCAUUUCAGAGCAAAUAAGAAUGAACAGCCUAGCCUUGU
Messenger RNA from Halichondria panicea, 1178 nucleotides. RefSeq names its product leucine zipper transcription factor-like protein 1. The coding region runs from base 64 to 1044 and encodes 326 amino acids. Gene Ontology annotation, cellular component: cytoplasm. Gene Ontology annotation, biological process: negative regulation of protein localization to cilium. The record is from RefSeq and is a predicted model, not a curated record. The transcript has 8 exons. Lineage: Eukaryota; Metazoa; Porifera; Demospongiae; Suberitida; Halichondriidae.